Messenger RNA from Ziziphus jujuba (common jujube), 503 nucleotides. RefSeq names its product putative lipid-transfer protein DIR1. Gene Ontology annotation, biological process: systemic acquired resistance. NCBI's taxonomy places the organism in Eukaryota, Viridiplantae, Streptophyta, Magnoliopsida, Rosales, Rhamnaceae. The coding region runs from base 119 to 442 and encodes 107 amino acids. The transcript is spliced from 2 exons. The record is from RefSeq and is a predicted model, not a curated record. Gene Ontology annotation, molecular function: fatty acid binding.
UCUGGCUCUCUAUAUAUAUAUAUAUAUCAUACAAACGGAUUAAGCUAUACAGAUCAAAAGAGAAGAGAGAGACUUUACUCUGAAGAUCAUAUAUAAACAUAUAUACUAUAUAUCAAGAAUGAAGGCUUCUUCUUCUUCUCCAAAGAUAAUGGUAGUAGCUUUGCUGCUAAUUGCCAUGGCUAGCCAUGGAGUUUUUCAAGUCUCAAAUGCCCAAACCAUUUGCAAAGUGUCAGUUUCAGGUUUGAUGACCUGCAAACCUGCAGUGACAGCACCAAACCCUAGCCCACCAUCUGCCAACUGCUGCUCUGCACUUUCCCAUGCAGAUUUCCAGUGCCUCUGUUCUUACAGGAAUUCCAACCUUCUUCCUUCCCUUGGGAUUGACCCUAAUUUGGCAAUGCAGCUUCCUCGAAAGUGCAAGCUUCCUCAUCCUGCUAGUUGUUAGACUAAUAAUAUAUACACAGUGAUUCUCUUAUUCAGAAUCUUGGAAGUUAAUAACUUCUGGG